Messenger RNA from Alternaria burnsii, 1719 nucleotides. RefSeq lists its product as uncharacterized. The record is from RefSeq and is a predicted model, not a curated record. The transcript has 3 exons. Gene Ontology annotation, biological process: DNA-templated transcription. Gene Ontology annotation, molecular function: DNA binding; zinc ion binding. The coding region runs from base 1 to 1719 and encodes 572 amino acids. NCBI's taxonomy places the organism in Eukaryota, Fungi, Ascomycota, Dothideomycetes, Pleosporales, Pleosporaceae.
AUGAGCUCACUCAUACCUUCCAGCAAGAAGGACGGUGCGCCUGUUGUGCUGCAACAAAAACAAGAUCAUCUAUCUUCACAACAAGAUGAUACACUGCAUGACGCGAUUCGCGAAUCAAGAGGUUAUGAUCGAGUGCAAAGUGGCAAGAAAGCUGUGGUCCCUGAAGGAGACGAUACAACUGCCAGACUCGACCAGAUCGCUGAUUCGACCUGGAGUCCUUGGACUGACAGCGAGACAACACGAACCUUGCCUACCGCUGCUAGAAGGUUCACGGUCUUUGCCGCUGACAUUGGCAGAACGAUGGAACAUCUGCAGUCACAAGUGAGUCGGGACUACUAUGAGAGUAGAAUAUAUGCACAGCUUCCUCCGAAACAUCUUGCAAUGGAUGUGCUGCGUUCAGUGAACGAAGCGAUCCAGGUCCAUGGUAUCUUCCUUGCUAGAGAAGAUAUUAUGGACCGAGCCGAUGAACAAUAUAUUGCAGGCGCAGGUGAUUACCGCAGUGACCCAUGCCGAUGGGCGACUGUGUGCUCACUCCUUGGGGUAUCGGCACUUCAGAGAAUAGACAAUGGGUCUCUUACGGCACUCUCAUCAACGGCAUGGGGGUUUUUCAAGAAUGCAUUUGCAAUCUAUGCCGAAAUCGCAGUUCGAGAACCUUCAGUAGCGUGUUGUGAAGCGCUACUUGCCAUGGCUUUGUUCAUGCUGCGUUCAGCUGACACCCGCGUCGCUGGACAGAUAACUGCUACUGCAGCCCGCGUGGCUCAUAUACUCGGCAUGCACACGACGGAAUACUACGCCGGUCUCAACAAUGUGGAAGCAUACAGAAGCAAACGAAUCUUCUGGGUAAUAUAUAUCAUCAAUGCGGAGAUGACGCAUAGAUGUGACUUGCCUUCGCCUCUUGGUGCAGUGGAGAUAUCUGUGGAAUUCUCCAGGGACGAACAAUACCAUUCCACGAGCCCUGAAGGGCUAGGUCAGAUCACUCUUCUGCGAGAGCGAGCAACGCUUGCUAUCAAACAGCUGCAAAUACACGAACUACUACAGAAAGUGGUUUCCCGGCAGUUUUCCAAGCAGGAAAGUUUUGGUCUGCUGAAGUCUUUACUAGAAAUAUACGACGAUCUCGAGUCUUGGAAAGAUGCAUUGCCUACAGAUAAGCAAGUUCGUGACGGGAUGUAUGGAGCGCCACUCCUCGAAGUCCCAGUUGCUCUCCUACACUUUAUCUAUCUCGGUUGCAAAGGCAAGAUCAGCACGACGAUCGCUCUUCUGAUCGACCUGAAAACAUGCAACCCUGUUCUACAAGAAGACGAACUGUCCUCACCGGAGCGUCCCCUUCUUAACAGCAGAACGUCUUCGACGGAGUGCACCAUGACAGCUCGUAAAACACUUGACGUGCUGUUUCACUUGCGACCACAGCAACCAUUCACACAUCUCUGGCAGAUACUGUGCUAUCCUCUCUCCGCUAUCUUGGUCUUGCUAUGCGAGACUCUAGUACUUCCAGCGUCAAUUUAUGCUGAAGCUGAUGCGCACUUGAUCCACAACUUUGUCGAAUUUCUGGAGCAGUUCCAGAAGGCCGGUUGCGAUUUGCAUAGACUUAUUGACGGAUGUAGGAGGUUUUGCAGCUUAGCGAGUUGUGCGAUUAUCGCUGCUCAGAGCGGCGAGCAAGUCACGAUGUUUGGACAAUCACUCGAGGUAAGCCAGAAGGCCAUCAACUCCCGAGAUUGGUAA